This is a messenger RNA of Xylona heveae TC161, 1190 nucleotides long. RefSeq lists its product as hypothetical. The transcript is spliced from 3 exons. Lineage: Eukaryota; Fungi; Ascomycota; Xylonomycetes; Xylonales; Xylonaceae. The record is from RefSeq and is a predicted model, not a curated record. Bases 174 to 1097 code for a protein of 307 amino acids.
CGCCGUUGCCUUGGUUCUUCUUCGCUAGAUCAAAAAUUAGAAAUCCAGAGUUCAAAGCAUUGGAAGAUUAACCCACCAUCCCGAUGGUCUGGGAUCUUGGGCCGAGGCUUUUUUCGCAUGAUGUUAAACAUCCCUGAAGCCCACUCGAGACACUACCAUGCUGAGGACGAACGAUGUCGUCGAUUAAUUUCAAUAAAAUACAGUUUGUCAACGGAUUUCAACCGGGUGGUUCUGCCGCGACUGGGAAGCUGCAGCAGCAUAUCAUCUCUUCCCAUAGAGCGCGCACAGCACAUGCCAGAGCGAGGCUCCGUCGGACUCGAGAUUAUCACGCGGCCAAGGCCCGUCAGCUGAGGCUACCGGUUCAAAAGGAGGGUGCUACAGAGAAUGACCAGGGUGGGGAGGACGUAACCUCGACCUCCUCUAUGGAACCUGAUGCCGCGAUCUCAGAUGCAGAACUCUUAGGCGUUCUGUCGAGCUCCACAAGCCCGCUUUUGGUGAAUCGACUUGACGCACACGAGACUUUUCCGGCCCCUGUCAAGCCUUUUGAAUACCCUUUGUUUCACCAUUAUGUGAAAAUGGUCAUUCCCGCCUCGAUUACCCACUGCAAAAAACUCAGUAAGCAAAGAAGUUACGCAGAAAGAAUGUGUACGGAAUGGGUCCGCCUCGCCCUUAUGAAUGAAGGCUUUCUCAGCGGUAUCCUGCUUGUUGCAAGUCGUCAUCUUUCUAUGAUCUAUCAUUACAACCAAAUUAAGAGCCGUGAGCUCACCCAGCUCGCACUCCAGUAUAAGGUGACCUGUGUAGGGAGCUUGAACCUGUCCAUCACUGCAAAUCAUUCGUCAAAAUUCAGCGACUCAACAAUCGCCCAGGUUAUAGUAUUAACAUUGGAUGAGAUAGCUCUGGGUGAUCUACUCAUGGCUAGAAACCAUAUGCGCGGCGCAAUCAGGAUGGUAGAGCUCAAUGGCGGGCCUGCGACCCUUGGGCUUGAUGGUUUUCUUGAGCUUGUCUUCCACGACUUCGUCAGUGAAUUAGGAAUGCUGCCUGGUUUGCCGGAUCAAGCUCCAUCCGCUCCAUGCGGCGGUGCAUUUCAUGGUCUCUAAACUUCGUUAUAUGCUUAAUUUUCUGUCACUUUUGGGCGAUUUGAGUGGCUAAGCUCUUCAUAAAAUAAUAUAUUUCUGUCUAUUAUAUCCGGC